UUUUCUACAGCAAAAAUUACUCUGUAUCUAAAUCCGUUAGGGCCCUAUACUUGAACGUGAGCUGCCCAUUGGCAACUAGCUAAGACUAUUAAUUAAUAAAGGUAACGGAACAAGUAAACUGCCCAUAACUGUUUUUGAUCUGAAUUAAAAGCUUUGACACAUCCUCUUCCCCAGGUCUCUCUGCCACUUCUGAUUCACCUCUCGGCUUGUGGUGCUGUCACUGCUCCCCACCCCCCAGCUCACCAACCCUAAACAUUUUUUAACACCUUAAGGUUCUUACUUUGGUAUCCUGGAUUCAUGGCUCUGGGAGAAAACUUUUUUUUUUCAAUGAUCAAGGAAAUAAGGUUGAAUUAGAGAGAUCCUUAGUGAGGUUCCUGAGGAAAACAGUGCCCUGCUGUAAGCCGUUUCUUGGCUCUGCCAUUGGCAGGUUGUGUUUCACUACCAACUAUUGUACAUUUCCGCAUCUCAGUAGGCUAAUGUAGCCAAAUUUGACAAUCAGAUGAUUGCUAGAGACCCAAUGCUUUAAACAACAACAAAAGUACCUCUUUUGCGAGAUUUCAACUGCGUAGGGACAGUUAUUGGGAAGAAAAAGUCCUAUUUAGACUCUGCAUUCCUAUCUACCGGAGCUGGAGUAACAAGAGUAUGCCUUCUUGCGUGGUAUCCACGUGACUUUGUGGAUUAUCCAGCUUGUAGUCUUCUCCCUCCCAUGUGGAGGCCAGCUGUCUUUAGCCACUUCACAGCUCAUUAGCAGCCCAAGUAGAAGCCUGGGAGAGGAAAUAGAUGAGAUGAAGCUUAAAUAUGUCACAUUGGUUAUUUCUUAGCAACUCUGAUAAAAGCCUUAGCAGGAUGAGGUUAAAACUGGAUUGAAGAGGUCUGGGGAUUGUCUGUGACUUUAACUUAUGUACGUUACCUUCCUCCUUUCCCUGCUUCCUUUUUACUAGCGGUUAAGUGUGAGUUGGUUACCAAUAUUAAUGAGGCCAGUAUGAAAAUUCUUUAUGAUCCUAUAGGUCUUUGAAAAAAUUAUGUUAUCACUUACAGGAAAAUCAAAAUGAAAUAAAACCUACUAUGCUCUGGAUGUUAUUUUUCCUAGUCAACAUUGGGAAGUUCUUCAGCUGGUCUUGACGACGAGUGGGUAAUUAUAGUAAAAGAUUUACUAAAGUUAGUGGAUCCAUCUUAACACCUAUGCUUUGGAUUCUGCAGGUGGGAAUUUGAUGCUUGCAAGUGGCUUCUGGGUACAGGUCCCCAGUCCAGAUUUGUUCUGCAAAUCCACCAUGAGCCAGGUCCCCUCCUUGGAGAGGAAGGUCCAGAGAUUCUGCAUUGAGAAGAUAAAUUCACUAUACUACGUGACACGGCUGGCACCAGAACUCUGGGAAGCCUUGUGACAGGACCUAGCCUGUGCAAUCUCACAUGUGAUUUGCCGUUCUUCCUGGAAGGUCCACUCUGUGGCUUUUCUCUGGAAUCUAUGAAGAAAAUGUUCCUCAGCCUAGCCUAGAAACAGGUCCUACAGGUAUGGAUCUCUGGCAGCUGCUGUUGACCUUGGCAGUGGCAGGAUCAAGCAGUGCUUUCUCUGGGAGUGAAGCCACACCAGCUAUCCUUGGCAGAGCAUCCCAGAGUCUGCAAAGAGUUAAUCCAGGCCUAGGGACAAAUUCUUCUGGGAAGCCUAAGUUCACCAAGUGCCGUUCACCUGAACUAGAGACUUUUUCGUGCCACUGGACAGAUGGGGUUCGUCGUGGCUUCAAGAGCCCAGGAUCCACACAGCUGUUCUAUAUUAGAAGGAGCACUCAAGAGUGGACUCAAGAGUGGAAAGAAUGCCCCGAUUAUGUCUCUGCUGGAGAAAACAGCUGUUACUUUAAUUCAUCUUAUACCUCCAUUUGGAUACCCUACUGUAUCAAGCUAACCAGCAAUGGUGGUACAGUGGAUCAAAAGUGUUUCUCUGUUGAGGAAAUAGUGCAACCAGAUCCACCCAUUGGCCUCAACUGGACUCUACUGAACAUCAGUUUAACGGGGAUUCAUGCCGAUAUCCAGGUGAGGUGGGAACCACCGCCCAAUGCAGACGUUCAGAAGGGAUGGAUAGUCCUGGAGUAUGAACUGCAAUACAAAGAAGUAAAUGAGUCCCAGUGGAAAACGAUGGACCCUGUAUUGUCAACAUCAGUUCCAGUUUAUUCACUGAGACUAGAUAAAGAAUAUGAAGUGCGUGUGAGAUCCAGACAACGAAACUCUGAAAAAUAUGGCGAGUUCAGUGAGGUGCUCUAUGUAACACUUCCUCAAAUGAGCCCAUUUGCAUGUGAAGAAGAUUUCCAGUUUCCAUGGUUCUUAAUUACUAUCUUUGGAAUAUUUGGGCUAACGAUGAUACUAUUUUUAUUCAUAUUUUCUAAACAGCAAAGGAUUAAGAUGCUGAUUCUUCCCCCAGUUCCAGUUCCAAAGAUUAAAGGAAUUGAUCCAGAUCUCCUCAAGGAAGGAAAAUUAGAAGAGGUGAACACAAUCUUAGCCAUUCAUGACAACUAUAAACCUGAAUUCUACAACGAUGACUCUUGGGUUGAAUUCAUUGAGCUGGAUAUUGAUGACCCCGAUGAAAAGACUGAAGGCUCCGACACAGACAGACUUCUAAGCAAUGACCAUGAGAAAUCACUUAACAUCCUUGGAGCAAAGGAUGAUGACUCUGGACGUACCAGCUGUUAUGAACCUGACAUUUUAGAGACUGAUUUCAAUGCCAGUGACGUGUGUGAUGGUACCUCAGAGGUUGCUCAGCCACAGAGGUUAAAAGGGGAAGUAGAUCUCUUGUGCCUUGACCAGAAGAAUCAAAAUAACUCACCUUCUACUGAUGCUACCCCUACCACUCAGCAGCCCAGUGUUAUCCUAGCAAAGGAAAACAAACCAAGACCGCUUCUUACUAGUGGAACUGAGUCAACUCAUCAAGCUGCCCAUACUCAGCUGAGCAAUCCGAGUUCACUGGCAAACAUCGACUUUUAUGCCCAGGUAAGCGACAUUACUCCAGCAGGGAGUGUGGUCCUUUCCCCAGGCCAAAAGAAUAAGGCAGGGAUAUCCCCGUGUGACAUGCAUCCAGAAGCGGUCUCACUCUGCCAAGCAAACUUCAUCAUGGACAACGCCUACUUCUGCGAGGCAGACGCCAAAAAGUGCAUCGCUGUGGCCCCUCACGUCGAGGCUGAAUCACGUGUGGAGCCAAACUUUAACCAGGAAGACAUUUACAUCACCACAGAAAGCCUUACCACUACCGCUGGCCAGUCUGGGACAGCAGAACGGGCUCCGGGUUCUGAGAUGCCUGUCCCAGACUAUACCUCCAUUCACAUAGUACAGUCUCCGCAGGGCCUCGUGCUCAAUGCCACAGCCUUGCCCUUGCCUGACAAAGAGUUUCUCUCAUCGUGUGGCUACGUGAGCACAGACCAACUGAACAAAAUCAUGCCGUAGCCUUUCUUUGAUUUCCCACAAGCUACAUAUUGAAUGGUGAGGAGCUGGCUAGGGCAUGAGUGCUUACACCAAAACAAUGUUUAAACUUUUGGGGGGGAUGGGGGGAGCGGAUUCUAAAUGCCUUUUUCCUGAAGUGUUGAAAGAUAAUAUUAAAAAAGAAACAAGAACGCCUGAACAGAUAGAUAUUCCUAUUGUGAACUGUAAAUAUUUUAAAGAAUCGUCUCAAAGACUGUUUAGUGGCAGUGAUUGUCUUGUUAAUGUGGGUGUUAAUUUUGUGAUACUAAGCAUUGAAUGGCUGUCUCUAAUGUAUAGUAAAUCAAGCUUUUUGAAAAAGCAAAAAAUCAGGUGGCUUUUGCAGUUCAGGAAAAUCGAAUGCAAAUCAGAGCACAGGCCAAUGUUUUUUAGAUAAUCCGGAACUAAAAUUAUAGGUAAGAAGGCAAGAAAUAGUUUGGAUAUGUAAAACAUUUAUUUUGACAUAAAAUUUAUAAAGGUAUUUUUAAGAAUUUACACUACAAGCAUGGCUAUUUUAUAUUACACUACACGCUGUGUACCAUAGUUCAUGCAGACCCAUCUGGAGAAUGUAGCAACCGCACUCUAAAGCCGGUUUAAUGCUUUGGUCGGUCCACCUAAAGAAAAACAAAUAAGCAAGUUAGUUUUUUACGCGGCCCUUUUUGUACCUCCCAAAACUCCUUAAGCAAUUCUGAAAUGAUUGUUGUUACCUGCAUUAUUGGCACAUGCUUGUCUUAAUUUAAAUUUUUAAAGAAAUAUUUGUUAAUUGAGACAACUUUUAAGAUGUAUGCACAGGUCUACUCAUCGUGAACCAAACCAAAACAAACAAAAGACUCUUUCUUACCCAAAUUUCGGCUCAGGUCAGAGAGCUCCCUACUAAGAGAAGGAGAGGGUAUUAGCUGGUCCUUACUGACAGGCUGCUCAGGGGCUAUUGUUGCACACGGAGUGAGUGUUUAGGCAGGCAGAUCAUGAGCGAUGGCCCCAGAACCUUUGUAGUAGUAUCUCUUCUAACACAAUGUGAUUCUAUUGCACAGUGACCUAAGAAGGGAAUAAAGUACAAGAAGCAUUUUGUAAGUCGAAACAAAUUGAAAAUGAAGUUAACCAGAUAAUGGAACCAAAAGAUCAAGAAAUAUACCCACUAUUCAUUGUAACAAGAAACAGAAGAAACAAGAUUUCCAAUCCCCUCAGAUAAGUCAAAAUGUUCUUAACCCAAUGGGGAAACUUUCUUCCUCACUGAACUCUUCCUAGGGUUUAUUUAAAGUAGCAAAGAAGUGUCCUCAUUUUUUAUUUCCCCUCUGAGUGGAUUGGCCUCCAAGAGGGCAGUCAGAAGAGAAAGAAGCGUCCUGAAGUAAUGUUGAAAUUAUCUUUCAACAUCAUUCUUGGGAGCGUUGGGAUUAUUCCCCAAAAGGUUUGUCCAAAGAGAAGAAUCUCAUCUCACUGAAAAAUGCUUCUCACUUUAAGUUUUGGUUGGUUUUUUUUUUUUUUUUACAUUUAAUGAAACUUUAAAGUUAGCUUUAACUUAAAUAGUAUUUGCCAUUUAGCUCAGACCUUUUUAGGAAACAGGCUUAAUGGUUGGUGAUUUUAAAUUCCCUCUUUCUUGCGGGAAGGACAGUGAAAAGCUAGAACUGGGUGUUCCAAGUUCAACAUGUUACUUUGUAAUAGGUGUUUAAUAGAUCUUUUCUGCUACCUUGCUGCUAUAGUUUUCUCUAAGAGCUACAUAAUUUAGUUUCAUGUACAAUUUCAUCAGUGUAGAACCUAAUUCAACUUAAAACUGUGUGCUUGGGAAAACUAUCUUACUAUUUCACCAUAGGCUGACAACAAUUUCUAUAGCCAAAAAUAGCUAAAUACCUCAAUCAGUCUCAGAAUGUCAUUCUGGUACUUUGCUGGCCACACAAGCCAUUAUUCACUAGUAUGACUAGUUGUGUCCUGCAGUUUAUAUUUAACUCUCCUCAUGUCUGUGGAUUUUUUUCCUUCAAAGUUUAAUAAAUUUAUUUUCUUGGA
Felis catus (domestic cat) is the source of this 5436-nucleotide messenger RNA. RefSeq names its product growth hormone receptor (gene GHR). Gene Ontology annotation, cellular component: external side of plasma membrane; cytosol; growth hormone receptor complex. Lineage: Eukaryota; Metazoa; Chordata; Mammalia; Carnivora; Felidae. The transcript is spliced from 11 exons. Gene Ontology annotation, molecular function: cytokine binding; growth factor binding; growth hormone receptor activity. Gene Ontology annotation, biological process: positive regulation of receptor signaling pathway via JAK-STAT; positive regulation of peptidyl-tyrosine phosphorylation; cytokine-mediated signaling pathway. Bases 1510 to 3426 code for a protein of 638 amino acids. The record is from RefSeq and is a predicted model, not a curated record.